Anopheles nili is the source of this 1332-nucleotide messenger RNA. RefSeq lists its product as uncharacterized. The transcript is spliced from 7 exons. The record is from RefSeq and is a predicted model, not a curated record. NCBI's taxonomy places the organism in Eukaryota, Metazoa, Arthropoda, Insecta, Diptera, Culicidae. The coding region runs from base 1 to 1332 and encodes 443 amino acids.
AUGCUCACGACGAAAGCAAAGAUGAAACUGUUGCGAUCCAGCCUUGUCGAGUGCAGCAGUGGCCAUUUAGUGGCGGUACUAUUUACGGUGCUAUUACCGCUGGCUCGGGCUCAGGAUUACGAUGUGACGGACAUCCAGUGUUCGUUCGCGUCCCAGGGCUCCAACCUGGGCGACAUCAUAACGGCGAAGCUGAAGAAACCGAUCGGCUUCAAGGGUGCGCCACUGUUCGCGGACGACCGGGGCGUCAAUCCGGAAGCCGAUUUCGCCUGCUCCAUCAAGCAAGAUCGUAAAGACGUGAGCGAGCUGGCGUACGAUCUGAAGAUUACCGAUUUCUCACGGUGUGGCGUGCUGAAACGAAACGGUUUCGUGCACGUUCGCAUCUGGUUUCCGCAGUUUCCGUCGGUCGUAAUGCAAUCCGAUCAGGAACUGAUCAUCAUGUGUAAGCCACCGGAACCGACCGUUAUCCAGAACAAGGCGGCGGGAUUCGCGGGAAGCUUCCCACAUGGUGCGCGCGUUUCCGGUGUGGUCGAGGAGACACCGGGUCGGCUUGAGUAUGAGGUGGCCCUGUAUAAGGAAGCACCACCGAUCGCAAGGAUCAGCGGUAAUCUGGCGGUGCUGAAAAACCACUCGUCAUCCUCGCUACCGGCCGUCACGAACAAUGAGGUCCCGGUCGAUCAGGCGGUCCCGAUUGGCACCAAACUGCAGCUGCGUGCUCGCAUCAGCUCGUUAAGCGUGUGGAAAUACGUGAAGCUGAUGGAGGUGACCGUGUCUCCGGAUCCGGAUGAUCCACACGCGCCUGGUUCGGUUUCGCUGGUUCGGGAUGGAUGUCGGAAUCGGGAUUUCGCCUCGAUCAUCCCACACCAGCCGGCCCGGUAUCGGGAUAAACCGAACGAGGUGUUCCUUGACUUCGAAGCGUUCCUGCUCAGCUCGAUGAAGGAACGUAGCACGUUGUGGAUCCAUUCGCAGAUCAAGGCGUGCAUGGAUGCGAUGGAUUGCCAGCCUGAUUUCUGUCUCGACAUGUACGAACCAUCGAAGAGACUCGGCAGAAGGCGUCGUGAUGAGCACUCGAGGAACCGCACGGAGUACACCAAGUUUAAGGAGAACAUCGAGUACACGGUCAUCAUGCCUGGCGAGUACGACGACGCCAUGCGAUACCAGCAAAACCCAGAGCAGUGCAAGAACUUUGUCGUUAUAUCGGGUCUGCUUGCCGCCCUGCUGGCGCUUUCCACGUUGAUAACGUGUGGAUUGGCAUCGCGGAUGCAAGGCAACGGAAAAAAGACCAUCGAUGAGCUGAACGUGAAAGGAUAUUCGGGGCGAGCGAUCGUGCAGUAG